CCGCAUCGCCCAUCCGGCUUGCUCCCAAUACCUGCUGACUGCUUCAUCCAUCAAAACAAGCAGGAGACCCCAGCCAUCCGCUCGCUGCGGUGUCGCGAGAGACAAGAUUAUAUUCUCCGCGUCAAACCUCGACAUCCGGUACAGACUCGCACACACGAGGUCGUGGUCUCCGGCCACCAUCGCAGGCCACUUGCUUGUCGCCUGGAGCGGAACUCGCCUCCACGCAGCAGCACCGCCAGCAGCCGCAGCGGCGCAGCCCCAUCCGCCCACCAUGGCCUCCCGCGCCGCUGUCCCCUUCUUGGUGGCCAUGAUGCUGUUGACCGGCGUCUGCAACACAUUGCUCACCAAGUACCAAGACAACCAAUGCGUGCGGAACUGUGACCCAAGGGACGGUAAGCGGCCGUCCCAUUUCGAGCAGCCGGUGCUGCAGACGGCACAAAUGUUUGUCGGUGAGAUGGGAUGUUGGCUCGUCAUCGGGCUCAUGUCGCUCUAUCGCCGCGUCACCAAACAGCCCUCGCCCGCGGAGCGCGGCUAUGAGGCUGUCGACGGCGGCGAUGCCCACCAGGACCACCACGACGGUCCACCCAAACCCAACGGCGAUCGCCCGUCUGUUCUUCGCGGGUACCGCGUCGUGCUUCUCGCUCUGCCGGCAAUCUGCGACAUCUGCGGGACGACACUCAUGAACGCCGGGCUGCUCCUUGUUGCGGCCUCCAUCUACCAGAUGACUCGCGGCGCCCUCGUCCUCUUCGUCGGCCUCUUCAGCGUCUUGUUCCUGCGGCGCCAUCUGUAUCUCUUCCAGUGGCUGUCCCUGGUUGGUGUUGUCUCUGGCGUUGCCGUUGUGGGCCUUGCUGGCGCAAUCUGGCCAGACGAGAAGAAGGUAUCUCAGCAGGGCUUCGCCGACGACGCGGCGGACGGGGGCCUGUCUGAUGCCGCGAGGGCCAUCAUCGGCGUCCUGCUUAUUGCCGGCGCGCAGAUCUUCACGGCGACGCAGUUCGUGCUCGAGGAGUGGAUGCUGGAGAACUCAUCCAUUGAGCCCAUCAAGGUUGUUGGCUGGGAAGGCGUAUUCGGCCUCUCCGUGACGCUAACCGGCAUGGCUGUGAUGCACUUGGCUGUUGGCCGGACCGACGCCGGUCGUUACGGAUAUUUCGACAUGCAGGAGGGCUUGCGGCAGAUGAUGCAGACGCGCAUUUUGGUCACGAGCGUUCUCAUCAUGAUCAGCAUUGGCGCUUUCAACUUCUUUGGUCUCUCCGUGACGCGGAGCGUCAGUGCAACGUCGCGGUCGACCAUUGACACCUGCAGGACGCUCUUCAUCUGGAUCGUCUCCCUGGGCCUCGGCUGGGAGUCAUUCAAGGCGCUGCAAAUUGUGGGUUUCGCCAUCCUUGUGUAUUCCACGUUUGUCUUCAACGGCAUCGUUCAUCCGCCGCUGAGGAGCCUCCGCCCCAGCCACGAGGUUGAAGAGCUGCUCCCAGAAGAACCGAUCGAGCACCAGUAGAAUGACGCAGCGCACACUGGAAUGAUACACGCUGUUUGGACGUCCAUGGUUAGGUUCAAGACUCGGGUCUGAUCGUUAGAGCACACACAUCAUCUCAUGGAGUGGGUUUUAGAGCACGCUUUUGAAUCAGCUAGCUUGGAUCUGCGGGCGUUUGGAAGGACAGGAGAGUUGCAUGGCACGAAAUCUAUAUCGAAUGACUCUGCACUCCCUGUAAACAAUUUGGAAUUUGACCUAUGGAGGGGAACGCUGCCGCAUGCUACAUUAUCGAAGUAAGUACUCGAUACUCAAAGGGAACAUGUCCCAUCCUCGUAUCGUAAAC
Molecule: messenger RNA, 1811 nt
Organism: Purpureocillium takamizusanense
Lineage: Eukaryota; Fungi; Ascomycota; Sordariomycetes; Hypocreales; Ophiocordycipitaceae
Exons: 3
Coding region: 272-1492 (406 amino acids)
Biological process (GO): pyrimidine nucleotide-sugar transmembrane transport
Cellular component (GO): intracellular membrane-bounded organelle; Golgi membrane
Molecular function (GO): pyrimidine nucleotide-sugar transmembrane transporter activity
Source: RefSeq, a predicted model, not a curated record